CAGAGAUCGUUGGUGAUCUCCGAAUCUCUAAUGCUGGGGGGGCGUUUAUGCCCUCACAAUAUCACCCAACUUCUCUUUUCUGGUCAUAGAUAUCCGUGCUUCUAAUCGAGAUCCCUUCCAGCGCUCCAAGUUAUACCAUCUUUCCGGCAGUUACUGGUGUUUCGGUCACUAUCGUUGUGGCAUGGGGAAACAAUUGACUGCUGAACAAGUGUCGCAGUACCAGAAAGCCUUUGCUUUACUUGAUAGAGACAAAGAUGGAAACAUCACGGUGAAGGACCUCUCCGGGGUUAUGCGAUCUUUUGGCCAGGAAUACACUCUCUUUGAGCUAGAAGAGGUAAUCAAGCAGAUUGGCGCAGGGAAGAAGGAGGGCGCUAUUCAAUUUUCGGAGUUCGCCAGAGUAAUGCAAAGUCGAGACGAUGAGGAAUCCGACUCUGACCUCAACCUGCGUGAAGCGUUUGUGAUCUUUGACCGUGAUGGCAACGGUUACAUUUCCGCAUCAUGCUUACGGCAAGUGAUGAAUUCAUUCGGUGUCCAGGUCACAGACAGUGAGGUAGACGAGAUGCUCCGUCGAGCGGAUCAUAAUGGUGACGGGAAGAUUGACUACGAAGACUUCUGUCGGCUUAUGAGACAAAAAUAGCACGUUUAGCGAAUCUUAGAAACUUAUUAUCGGUAAUAUCGAGAGGUUAUUACUUUCCGAUGUCUGCUUUCUCGUCCUUUCUUCCAGGAACUCUUCAACGUUGAUGAUCAACGCCGACUCGGCGAUCGCCCAUUUCUAAAAUACCGUGUCAAAGCCAAAUACCAAGACACUAUGCACUCGCCGCAUAAAUUCUAUCCUAUAAUACCAGAAAAUACCUUGUUUACUUAUAAGGCUCCCGUCCCGGAGGCUGGUGGU
Paecilomyces variotii is the source of this 892-nucleotide messenger RNA. RefSeq lists its product as hypothetical. The transcript is spliced from 6 exons. Lineage: Eukaryota; Fungi; Ascomycota; Eurotiomycetes; Eurotiales; Thermoascaceae. The record is from RefSeq and is a predicted model, not a curated record. Gene Ontology annotation, molecular function: enzyme regulator activity; calcium ion binding. The coding region runs from base 182 to 637 and encodes 151 amino acids.